AUGGCGCCGAAAGUAGAAGGAGAGCAGAAGGCGGCGAAGAAGGGACCCAAGAAGGAGCCCGCCGCUAAGAAAGCCAUUCCCGCGGGGAAAAAGCCCAUCGGCGACAAGAAAGAGAAGAAAAAGGCUCGCAAGGCCGUGACAGAAACGUACAAGAUCUACAUCUACAAGGUGCUGAAGCAGGUGCAUCCAGACACGGGGAUAUCGUCCAAGGCCAUGUCGAUCAUGAAUUCUUUUAUAAAUGAUAUCUUUGAGAAGCUCGCGACGGAGGCGUCUAAGCUCGCGCGGUACAACAAGAAGCCGACGAUUACGUCUCGCGAGAUCCAGACGGCUGUUCGGCUGACUCUGCCUGGGGAGCUUGCGAAGCACGCUGUUUCAGAGGGAACAAAAGCCCACUUGCACAGCGUGUUUGAGAUUCCCCGUUUCCUUAUCUAUGGUAGAAAAGCUGCUGCUGUCCCAUCCAUCCCCUCACCACCAUGGCUUGCUGAGACACCACUGCUCAAGAGCAGUUAG
This is a messenger RNA of Closterium sp. NIES-65, 510 nucleotides long. NCBI's taxonomy places the organism in Eukaryota, Viridiplantae, Streptophyta, Zygnematophyceae, Desmidiales, Closteriaceae. The record is from the annotation of a GenBank genome assembly.